Messenger RNA from Adelges cooleyi (spruce gall adelgid), 2450 nucleotides. RefSeq lists its product as uncharacterized. The coding region runs from base 1160 to 1807 and encodes 215 amino acids. The transcript has 4 exons. Lineage: Eukaryota; Metazoa; Arthropoda; Insecta; Hemiptera; Adelgidae. The record is from RefSeq and is a predicted model, not a curated record.
UCAAAACCAUAUAAACCUAUUAAGAAAUAUUUCUUUAUAGCCUAUAGGUCUAUGUUCAAAACGUAAAAUGAAUCGUAAACUUGUGAUUUUUAAAAGUGUUAUUAGUUAAUUGUUAUAUGUUAUUUAACAUUUAAGGCACAUCGUAAUCAGCAUUAAUUAAGGAGAGAUGUCUGGAAUUUAUUUUAAUCACAAGUGGACAGGGAGUGUGUAUUGUGUGAAAAGUUUAAAUGCGACAGCGUUACAUUUAAACUUUUCACGUUGUUGCAUAAAUGUUCACUAAACGUUUAAUAAACCAAUAGAUGUUAAAGGGUUCUUUAAACAUAAUUUAGUGGUCCAUUAAAUUUUAAUGAACCAUUAAAUGUAUUAAUUGUUUAUGAAACAUCAAUAGAGUAUCAAUAACUUUUGAAACAACUCGUUUUGUAUUAAUUGAGCUGUACAAUAAUACAUGUGCAAUAAUUUGUACCCGCGUGUACAACUCGGCUAGAAAUGGUAAUACAAUGAUUGUUUGACAAUGUUUUGUAACGUGCAAGUCUAUUUCAGUUGUAAAAAAAAUAUUUUAUGUCCCUUUUAUAGAAUAUAGGUAUUUAUUUAUCCCAACGUACAAGAAAUUAAUUAAUGCACAGUUACACAAUUAUUUUGAACUGCAAUAGCAAAUUUUAAAGUAUUAAAAAUAAUGAUGACUUUAGUCAUGAAAAAUAAUAUUUAAAAGAAAUGUUAGGUACUUUGCAAUGUAUAAAAUACAUUACAAAGUUAAGGGUUAAUUAUUUCAAUAUUGCCUCACAUAAUGAAACAAAUUUUUGGAAAUUACUUUUUUAUAAAUUUAAUGAUAAAAUGUAUGUGUGCCUAGUGCACUGUCAUACAUAAAAUGGGACGUUGUGGGUGUCUGAGGAUUGGUUAUACAAGUAUAUUUAAAAACCACUUGAGUUAAUGAUUAAGUGUUGUAUUUAAAUUAAAUGUCUAGUAUGACUAUUUUGUACAUUGGCCUCUUUUAUGUCACUAAUUAAGACAAUAAUAAAAAAAUUUGUUUAUUGGGUAAAAAAUUCUUUUGUGGAGGUUCCUUGAUAAAAGUUACUUAGCUUUUUGUAAAUUAAUAUAUUUAUACUAAUUAAUUGUAUUAUUCUUAAUGUUUAGCGUUCAAAAUAUCCAUUUUUGUUGAAAAAUGGCAGGAAACUUUUUUAAAGGCCUUUCCAGUUACAUUGGAUUUUAUGAUAAUACCAUUUUGGAGCAUGAAGUACGUGAAUAUAUGUCUCAGACGAUAUCUAACAAAUAUAAUGCUCGAGUGCCUGCAUUGUGGAAACGUAUGGCAGCCCAACUCAUUGAUUUCGUCUUCAUGUGUAUUUUAAAACAUCUGCCUAUUUUAUGCAUUAACAGGGACUACCGCUUGGAAGACUGGUUGUCAAUUGUUGGCUCAUUUACGUUUUAUGAUUAUCUUAUAUGGGUAGAAGACAUGGCAAAUCAUGUUUUUUAUAUGGAGGUUAUUAUGGCUGUAUUGGUUGCCACGAUGGCGUUUUGGUGUCCUGGUCGUAUCAGCCAAUUACAAGGUAUAACACUGGGAAAAAUGGUAUUUAACAUGAGAGUUGAAAUGAUUGAUAACAUUCAUCCUAAGGACCGCAUAAAACUUACGGAAUCUGGUAUAAUGGAAAUAAAUCAUACCACUGAUUUGACUUUGGUCCGAGCUAUAGUACGUUCAUAUUUUAAAAUCAUUUUAAAACUUCACUUGUCGUUCUACAUACCUAAACUAAGCCUAAUAAACAGAAGUGUGUAUGAUAUCUUGUUUAGAACAGUAGUUGUUCAGUAUAUAUAUUAGGACAAACCUAAUAUACCUAAAGCUAGUACAAAUAUAAGCCGUAGUGUCAGUCCAAACACAAAAGAGGAUUAGUGAACUGAUUAAUUGUAUACUCACGAGUACAGAACACUGCUGCCUACAUUUGCCACCCCACCCCCUCCAAAAAUAAAAAUAUUAUAAUCAAGUUACCUAUAAAAAUGUUUAUUUAUUACUCUUACAAAAUUAAAAAAUUUAAUUUUAAUACAUUUAAAUGAAUAAAAUUGGUGAAUUCUAAAAUCAAUAUUAUUUUAAAAAGAUUACUUAAUUAGCAAAAGAUUUUUAAUUUGUAUUAAAGUUGUAGUUCAACUCGCUAACAAAGUAAUAUCGUAACACAUGUUAAAAGUAAAUUUCCAUGACAACAUAUAUUCAUCUGGUAAAAAGUAACCCCGUGGCAAAUGAUUGGAUAGAAAAUGUCUGUAGGUAUACGUUUUAAAUUUUUAAAAAACAGAAAUUUUAACAUCAUAUAGUAAUGUUUACUACUACUCUGUGUUUUGGACUUAAACGUUAAUAAAUAAAUGUAGUCAUUUCCUUAGAGUGUAGCAAUUAGUAAAUAAAGUCUUAUAUUUGUAAUUUUAACGUCAUAUAAUAAUGUUUAAUAAUAUUCUGUGUUUUUGACUUAAACGUA